CUGUUAAUUCAGGUUCAAUAUUCCUCUGAACCUAAACCUGGCAGUCCAAGUACCCUAUCGGGUGAAUCUUGAACCGUGGCCACCUACUUGAAUGCGCCAAAGUCACCAGUAGCCGACUCAACGUCGAUCAAUCAAUCAUGACGGCCAACGUCCGCUCCGUGAUCGUGGCCGUUGACGGCAGCGAGCAGAGCAUGUACGCCUUGACAUGGGCGCUUGACAACCUCAAACUCCGAUCCACUUCGUACGACUCCACUGAAACCCCUGGCUCCUUCAUCAUACUCCACGUCCAAUCUCCGCCCACUAUCGCUGCUGGACUCAAUCCCGGCGCUAUCCCCUUCGGCGGGCCCAGUGAUUUGGAGGUCCCUGCCUUCACUGCGGCGAUCGAGGCACAUCAAAAGCGGAUAACCGAAGCCGUUUUAGAACAUGCCUUGGGGAUCUGCCGCCAAAAAAAAGUAGUCAAUGUUAAAACGCAAGUGGUUAUUGGGGAUCCCAAGGAGAAGAUUUGUGAAGCUGUUGAGAAUCUGCACGCUGAUUUACUUGUGACGGGGUGUCGUGCUUUUGGCCCUGUUAAAAGGAUGUUUUUGGGAAGUGUAAGCAACUAUUGCACCAACCAUGUAGAAUGUCCCGUCAUUAUUGUCAAGGGCAAGGAUGCAUCAUCAUAAACCAAAGAGUUACGGAGUGCUUUUGUGAUGCUUGACAAAUGCUGACCUCUCCUCUUGUCAUAUAUGGAAAUGUUUCAGAAGCAGUUUGGGGUAAUUUGUAAUCAGCUCUGCGUUGUCAUCCCUUUUUUUAAUCUCUUUCUAGUGUGUUUUUUUUAGGAGGAAAAACUUGGGUGUGAAAAUCAACCUCGUUUGUAUUGUAUAUCAAUUAGUUGAUGUACAAUUGUACCUCGUUUGUAUUGUAUAUCAAUUUGUUGAUGUACAAUUGUAUUUCUUUGUGUAUUCAUUUAUUUACUCUGGUGGAUUAUUGUAUUAAGUUGUCUUUGGAAAUGAUUACUUUCUUCAACCA
Molecule: messenger RNA, 1008 nt
Organism: Hevea brasiliensis (rubber tree)
Lineage: Eukaryota; Viridiplantae; Streptophyta; Magnoliopsida; Malpighiales; Euphorbiaceae
Product: universal stress protein PHOS34
Exons: 5
Coding region: 138-662 (174 amino acids)
Source: RefSeq, a predicted model, not a curated record